Molecule: messenger RNA, 1878 nt
Organism: Candida tropicalis MYA-3404
Lineage: Eukaryota; Fungi; Ascomycota; Pichiomycetes; Serinales; Debaryomycetaceae
Gene: INN1
Product: Inn1p
Exons: 1
Coding region: 1-1878 (625 amino acids)
Source: RefSeq, a predicted model, not a curated record
AUGUCAACGUAUUCAAGUUCACAUAUACCAACAACGAAUACUGUUCUGUUUAACAAUGAAGUUUAUGAAGAAUAUGAAUAUCCUGUCUCAGCCGAUGGGACACUAGUGGUAAUGGUAGUUAAAGCCAAACAUUUACCUAAUAGACGUAAACUUGAUAAGCAAUCCCCUUAUGUUGUUGCCAGAAUUGGAACAGAAGCAAGAAAAACAGAAGCUGAUUUUAGAGCAGGUCAAACACCUGAAUGGACAAGUGAAAUGAGAUUUCAUUUAUCAAGAGAAAAGAAAUCAAUUUUAAAAAUUGAUGUGUUAGAUGAAACCAAAGGUGAUCCUACACCAAUUGGAAGUACUGAAAUCGAUGUUUCUGUAGUUUUCACUGAACCAGAUAAUAAAGAAGAUGGAAAAUAUAUUUAUGAUAAAUGGUUUGAUUUAAGUUUUGGUGGAAGAAGAGCUGGAUUACUUUAUCUUGAAAUGACAUUUUAUCCUAGUGCACCUGUUUUACCGCCAAAAAUUCCCAUUCAUCAUGACAAUGUGGUGGUUAUUAAUGAACCAGAUUAUGAUCCGUUGAGAAGUAGUACCAGAUCAUCUAGUCCGUCAAAAUAUAAAGAUUUACCAACAGCACCAUUUUCAGCAUCUCCAAGUGUACUGCCAGAAAGGAAACAAGUCAGCCAUCCCACUAAGAAUUCACCUAAACAUAGUGUUGCAGAUGAUGUGUUUGUCACUCUGGAGUCUUCUAAUACAAGUAAAUCAUCUUCGGUGUUUCUGAAGAGAUUUUUAAAAACUGGACAUAUCAGUGGAACAAGUAGUACCAAUUCGGAUCGUCAAGUAUUUGUUAGUGAAUCAACUAGUCCUGAAAAAUCAAAAGGUCAUAAGAAAUAUUCCCUGAAGUUUUCAAAAUUUGCCGAUAAAUUCCAAUCGAAACAACCAAUUUCAACACUUUGGAAAGGUGCCCAUGAAUCUAUGGCAGCUCCAGGAAGUGAUCAUCCAAAAGUUUACAGUUCAUUAAAUAUGAGAAGAAGUGUAUCACCAUUGAGUGACUAUGGAUCAAAUGAUCUAGAUCAACUACAACGUGACCUUUCAGGAUCAGAAAUGAAUCAUCAUAGUAGAUCUCAGAGUCUUGAACAACAUGAUGAUGUGGUUGUUGAUGAUGAUUUGUACAAGCCUUUACCAAAACUUGCAUUUGAAUCGACAUCAGCUCCACCUCCACCACCCCAUUUAAUUGCAUCUACACAAUCUAUACCAUCCAGACAGACUCGAUCACCAAAACCAUUAGAAUCAGCAGCAGCAUCUGGUUCUGGAUCUGGGUCUUUUUCUGGAUCGUCAUCACGUUCUCCUAGAAGAAAACCACCUCCACCAGCCCAAAAUGAAAGUUAUUCCAUGAAUAGUCGAUCUAAUAUAGAUCUUUCCAAAAGUACAGCAAUACCAUUUUCUGCUGAUUCCAUUGGUGCAGAUGAAGAUGAAAUUGAUAUUAUGCCAACUCAAGUUUAUAUGUUGGAUCAAAAAGUUAAAUCAUUAAGUAUCCCAUCAGAUGAUUUACCGGCUGUUCAAAUGAAUCAAGAUGAAAUUGAUCCGAAAUAUUAUGCACCUACACCAACUGAGCAAUUUAAUAAAUCUCAAAGAUUACAUAAUGGCAAUGCUACUCGAGAUGAUUUAAAAGUUGAUUUAAGAACUAGUGAAACUGGAUAUCUUGGAAAUGGAAGUUUCUCACCAAGUAUUUUUGAAAGAGCUGUUAGACAUAAUUGGGAUGAUGUUAGUGAUGUUGAUUAUAAUGAAUUUAAUAAACCUGAAGUGCCACCAAAAAUCCCAAAAGGUCUUUCCGAAAGAGAAUAUUAUGUACUUGAAAGGGAAAAAUAUUUAAAUGAUAUGAACGGUAAUAGAACAUAG